Messenger RNA from Pocillopora damicornis (cauliflower coral), 1567 nucleotides. RefSeq lists its product as uncharacterized. NCBI's taxonomy places the organism in Eukaryota, Metazoa, Cnidaria, Anthozoa, Scleractinia, Pocilloporidae. The record is from RefSeq and is a predicted model, not a curated record.
AUGUUGGUAUGUACAGUAACUCUCCAUAAAGAGGCGUCAUCUUCCAGAAGUCUUCAGCGUGAUUCGCGUUUUCGUUUCGCUCAUUUUAUCGACCAUCUUUUUCACAUUCUUGAUGUACCUGAGCUUGAAUCCAUUCAUGUCAAGGAUCGAAGAGUUUGUCUGCUUUAUUGUCUAAGAGAUAAGCGAUGUUUCUCAACAAACCUUGCUGCUAAGCCUGAUAUCAAUGGUAACUAUGUUUGUGAGCUGCUUCCCACAGACAAGUAUAACGCUUCUGACAGCUUUAAACCAAGUCAACACUUUAAUCACUACAGUGCCAAGACUCCAUGUUUAUCGAACCCCUGUCAGAAUAACGGCAGCUGUCGAGCUUUGUAUUACCUCGAACAUUUCUGGUGUGAGUGUCUUCCAAAUUACUCUGGCAGAUAUUGUGAGAAAUGGCUGGUUGAACUACCUUACAAUGUUUGCAUGUAUGGAUUAAGCGAUAGACCGGGAGUAUUCUACACACCUUUGGCCGGUAAAAUCUAUUUUAUAAGGCUUGUUCACAUCUCUGGUUCUGUGGGUUGUGGGAUUAGGCAAAAAGCUAACUGGGGUUGUCAUUCGAACAUCGGAACCAUUCUCACAGAUAAAGAUAAAAACGUUGUUUACCCAGAAGAUCAGAGAGCUCAUGCUUACAAGCUCUUUGGAUUUUCAAAGGAUUCCCCUGAACUGAUGCUAAAAUUCACCACUCCACUGGUGGUAGCCGCUGGUCAAGAAUAUCAGGUGUGGUUUUUGGAGGACCUAACUGACAUUUACGAAGGCAAUAACAACCCUGGACCAUCCUGCAUGGAGGUCAUUUAUUUGUUCAGCUUAUGAUAUGGAACAAAUGAAUGAGGACGAUAUGAAAGCACGAAACGUGCACCAGGGAAUGAGAAUCAUAUGAGAAGUUAACGCUAUCAAGACUUUUGUUUCUCAGAAUGAAGUUUUUACCCUGCGCAUUUUUCACUUUUUCAGAAAGCUUUUAGCUCGAAAAAACAAGCUAAGAAACAGAAGACUGAAAAUAAUUAUCUAAAUGCACUGUGUACAAGCAGCUGUCUAUUACAGACAAUAAGGGCUUGUUUACAUGAAGGUGGGACACCCCAUGUAGGUGAGGUAAGCCACCAAGUCGUGGUCGAAAAAUAGCCCACGUUUAUGUACAAUCUUACAACCCUAGGAUCCCGGGGUGAGGUUUUCAGCGCGCUUGUAAAUGUAUCAUGAAUGCGACCCUGGCUACGCGGUUACCCAACCUUUAGACGUUUAAAUGGCAAAUCGCGUCCCCGGCUAACAGGGUUACCCUACCUGGCAGACCGGGAAAACCGCCUAGGCGGGUUACCUCACCUACCUGUGGUCCUCUUCCUCCAUAUAAGCAGGCCUUAAAGCUGCCAUAGGUAUGGCGACAAAAAUCCAUGCGACGUAGAAACUAAUGCGUUCAUGAUAGUUGAGAUAGAAGACAAUUGCACAAUUUUGGUCUAAUACUACGCUGAACCAUCUACUCUCUACGCCACACCUCAUCAAAAAAUCAAACAGGUAAUAUGACGCAAUCCUCGCUAACAAA